AUGCAGAUAACCGGAGGAAGCCUCUUGAGUUUCAGAUGGGGGAUAAAGUGUUUUGAAAGUAUCACCGUGGAAAGGGUUAGUGCGGUUUGGAAAAAAGGGAAGUUAAGCCCUAGGUAUAUUGGACCAUUCGAGAUCACCGCAAGAAUUGGUCCAGUGGCGUACAAACUAAAGCUACCCCAGGAAUUAAGAGCCAUUCAUAAUACGUUCCAUGUGUCCAAUCUUAAGAAAUGCUUGGCCGACGACUCAUUGAUCAAUCCCCUAGAAGAUGUUCAGGUUGAUGAUCAAUUGCACUUCAUAGAAGAACCCAUUGAGAUCCUCGACAGAGAAGUUAAGCAGUUAAAGCGAAGCAAAAUUCCGAUUCUGAAGGUUCGUUGGAAAUCAAGGCAUGGUCCAGAGUACACUUGGGAGCGAGAAGAUUUCAUGAAAGGCAAAUAUCCGCAUUUUUUUGCAGAGAAAUCUAUUGGCAGUAGCAGUCGUUAA
This is a messenger RNA of Cynara cardunculus var. scolymus (artichoke), 480 nucleotides long. RefSeq lists its product as uncharacterized. The transcript has a single exon. The coding region runs from base 1 to 480 and encodes 159 amino acids. NCBI's taxonomy places the organism in Eukaryota, Viridiplantae, Streptophyta, Magnoliopsida, Asterales, Asteraceae. The record is from RefSeq and is a predicted model, not a curated record.